Esox lucius (northern pike) is the source of this 1859-nucleotide messenger RNA. It is a transcript of the gene bcs1l, whose product is annotated as mitochondrial chaperone BCS1. Bases 421 to 1683 code for a protein of 420 amino acids. Gene Ontology annotation, molecular function: ATP binding; ATP hydrolysis activity. Gene Ontology annotation, biological process: protein insertion into mitochondrial inner membrane from matrix; mitochondrial respiratory chain complex III assembly. NCBI's taxonomy places the organism in Eukaryota, Metazoa, Chordata, Actinopteri, Esociformes, Esocidae. The transcript has 7 exons. Gene Ontology annotation, cellular component: mitochondrial inner membrane. The record is from RefSeq and is a predicted model, not a curated record.
AGACUAGGAACAGUUAACAACGGUACCUUGAAAAGACGGAGCUAUUUUCAUGGGACACGGUUAGUAUUGUAGAGGUCGGCACAUGAUUUGUCAGUGAACGAAAUGCCCAGGCUGUACCGUAGUUUAUCAUAGUUUUAAAACCUAUUUGGUAUCAUGCUAACAUGGUUGUACGAAUGAAACUUGCAAGACUGUAAAACGAUGUGAAUACUGCUUUGCACACAAUCCCAAGGAUGUCAAUUUCUACAACAUCCUGACCGCUAGUUUACGUGCGUCAUUAAGCAGUUUGGAUCUCAGAGAAAGAGAUCCAAAUUGUCAGAACAUCGUCAGCUAGUUGAUAGUAAUAAUAUUGUAACGUAAAUGACUAUCUGAUAUUUUUUUACCAGUUUGUAGUGUUGAAGAGGUAAAAACAGUGCAGGGACCAUGCCUCUAUCAGACUUUGUGGAUGCCCUGAAGGACAACCCGUACUUUGGGGCUGGCUUUGGGUUGGUGGGGGUGGGCUCAGCCAUUGCUUUGGCCAGGAAAGGAGCCCAAUUUGGCAUGAUAUUUUUCCGGAGGAACUACAUGAUUACCCUGGAGGUGCCCAGCCGGGAUAAGAGUUACCACUGGCUCCUGAGCUGGAUCACCAAGCAUGCCAAACACACGCAGCACCUGAGUGUGGAGACUUCCUACAUGCAGCACGAGAGUGGACGGGUACACACACAGUUUGACUUCCACCCCAGUCCUGGGAACCACAUUAUCUGGUAUGGGAGGAAGUGGAUCCGAGUAGAGCGAACCAGAGAGAAACAGAUGGUGGACCUCCACACAGGUACUCCCUGGGAGUCGGUGACUUUCACUGCCAUGGGCAGAAACAGAGACGUCUUCUUCAACAUCCUUCAGGAAGCCAGAGAGUUGGCCCUGAAGCAGGAGGAGGGGCGGACAGUGAUGUACACAGCCCUGGGCUCGGAGUGGAGGCCCUUUGGGUUCCCACGGCGACGGCGUCCCCUCAGCUCAGUGGUUUUGGAGCAGGGCCUGGCCGAUAGGAUCGUGGACGAUGUCAAGGAGUUCAUCGGAAACCCAAAAUGGUACACUGACAGAGGAAUCCCUUACAGGAGAGGAUAUUUGCUUUAUGGGCCUCCUGGCUGUGGGAAAAGCAGCUUCAUCACGGCCCUGGCUGGAGAGCUGGGUUACAGCAUCUGCCUAAUGAGUCUAAGCGACCGAAGCCUGUCCGAUGACCGCCUCAACCACCUGCUGAGCGUGGCGCCGCAGCAGAGCAUCAUCCUGCUGGAGGACGUGGAUGCCGCCUUCGUCAGCCGAGAGCUGCUACCCACAGAGAGCCCAAUGGCCUAUCAGGGGAUGGGCAGGCUGACCUUCAGUGGACUCCUCAACGCUCUGGACGGAGUGGCCUCGUCAGAGGCCAGAAUCGUCUUUAUGACCACCAACUUCAUUGACCGGUUGGACCCAGCUCUGAUCAGACCAGGCCGUGUGGACUUGAAGCAGUUUGUGGGCUACUGCACCCACUGGCAGCUCACGCAAAUGUUCCGGCGUUUCUACCCUGCCGAGCCAGCCACAGAGGGGGAGCGGUUUGCCCAGAGUGCACUGGCCACCCUCCCUAACAUCAGUGCCGCACAGGUUCAGGGACACUUCAUGCUGUACAAAACGGACCCAACAGGCUCCAUAGACAAUGUAGCAAAGAUGAAGCAGUGAGGAGAUGCGAAGGACUCUUGGAAGCAGUCACAAGUUGACCAGAAAGGAGAAAAUGACUGCCAUGUUUUUGAAAGAAAAUGUAGUGACUUGUUAAAAUAAAUGAUGUGCUGUUAUGUAUGUGAAAGUGAUUGUGUGCUGACCUACUAAAUAAAAGUGAGUCUACUUUUUAAAUCAAA